This is a messenger RNA of Ostreococcus tauri, 339 nucleotides long. Its product is annotated as Leucine-rich repeat. Gene Ontology annotation, molecular function: protein binding. The transcript has a single exon. Bases 1 to 339 code for a protein of 112 amino acids. The record is from RefSeq and is a predicted model, not a curated record. Lineage: Eukaryota; Viridiplantae; Chlorophyta; Mamiellophyceae; Mamiellales; Bathycoccaceae.
AUGUCGCGCUUAGUGCACGUCAACUUGAGCGGAAACGCGUUCACAGGAGAGCUUCCGCCCUCGUUAGCGGCGCCGAAGUUUAUGCGAAAACUCGAAGUUCAGGACAAUGGGUUUUGUGGCGAGAUCCCAGAAUGGCUUAUACGUCGCGAUCACCUCGAACUCUUGGAUUUUACCAGAAAUUCUUUCACGGGCGUGCUUCCGAGCGCGUUUUACAGCGCGUCGACAAAGUCCAUUCCGACGCUGCCUGGUUAUGGAAAUCGUCCUGCGGGGUGCCACAGAGGUUUAAAUUCGGACGGAAUCCGUUCUUUUGUCCGCUUCCGAAUUGGGCGCGAGUCCUAA